This is a messenger RNA of Quercus robur (English oak), 1254 nucleotides long. RefSeq lists its product as uncharacterized. Bases 149 to 907 code for a protein of 252 amino acids. The transcript has 3 exons. The record is from RefSeq and is a predicted model, not a curated record. NCBI's taxonomy places the organism in Eukaryota, Viridiplantae, Streptophyta, Magnoliopsida, Fagales, Fagaceae.
CUAAAUAAAAGUCCCUGUACUUUGGUGUACCUACAAAACAGAACCAAAAAAAAAAGGAACUCCGUUGCCAGUUAGUACUUGGUACUUAGGAUUAGGACUACCUCUGCAGACAGAAAAAGAAAACCCUUUUGUGUUGUGUUGUGUUGUGAUGCAGAUUCCAGAAGCAAUGGAGGAAAGCAGUCCCACUCCCAAAAUUGGCAAAGACGACGUCAUUGCCAAACUCAAAGACGAUGGCGACUUCGACAAUCUCCGCCUCAAGAUCAUUCGCAAGCUCAAGGACAACGAGGAGUUGCGCAAUGAGAUAAUAUCAAUAGUGCAGCAGUCAGCGGCGCUUAAUCGUGCAGGUGCUGAAAAUAUGAAACCAAGACAAAUUUCUGAUGCAAUAUAUGAAGAGGUUGGGAAUAAAGUAAUGAGCCAGAUCUCUGAUGGCUUGUGGCAAAUAAUUAGAUCAGGUGACGGCAUGAAAAGUGAAAUUACAGAAACUGUACAAUCUGUUUAUAAUAAGUUAGUGAACCCAAAAGGGAAAGAAGGGGGCGAAUCCACCCAUGACAUGAUGUCAAUUCAAAUGAAAGCUGAAAAUAAUGGUUCUGGUGCUGCCUCAGCUUGUGAAGUAGAUGAUAUGUUUUCUGAUAGUGAGCCAAAAGAACCCCCAGGGUUUUCUCUCUUAAAUAACCAUCAAAAUAACGACCUUGAGGAGAAACACAAACAAAAGCUUCAGCCACCAAUGCCUCAAGAAAGAGAACUUGUGGAACAACAGGAGGAAGAUACCCCCCAUUCACAGGAUUCGUUGGAGCCAAAAGAUGUUGAUCUCCAUGCGCCACCUGGCUUUUCUGCAGACAUGGAGCAGCAGAAGCUGCCAUGUGAUGGUAGUGAUGACGACCCUGAUGUACCUCCUGGUUUUGGUUGAUGUAUGACAUGCAAUGCAGUUUGCCACUGCUAUUAUGGACCAUUGACAAUUGGCAGAGACUGUACAAUCAGGGAUUUAGGCACAAGUACUGCCUUAGCAUUCCCUUACUCCUUGACACAGAAUUUUGGCUUUCGGGGAGGCUCUUUUGAGUCCACCAUAGUUGAAGGUCAGAUGCUCCAAAUAUUAUUGGUGUUCUUCAUUGCAUCAGAUCAUCUGAUUUCUAUUUUUAGUAUAAUAAAUCAGACUUCAAUGAGAUAAGAACUACGGAAACCAUUCUUGGUUUUUUAUGUACACGAUAGUGUGAUAAGAGUUUGUUAAUGAACUAUGGAAACCAUUCUUCCUUUCAA